CUUGGGCUACUGGAAGUAGAGAGAUCCAGAGAAAAGACAGCCCCAGAGCUAUAACAGAGGGCAGAGGUUAAAUCUUUUGGCAUAUUUACCAUAAGAAUGGUCACUGCACACCCUCUCCCUGAAGGCUUCACUGAAAUAGAAGUGUUUGCCAUUGGCACUGCCCUGCUGGUUGAAGCCCUGCUUGGUUUCUGUCUGAAUGGCUUGACAAUUAUUUCUUUCCGAAAAAUCAAAGAGCUCCGAACACCCAGCAAUCUGCUGGUUCUCAGCAUCGCCCUGGCCGACUGCGGGAUUUGCAUCAACGCCUUCAUCGCUGCCUUUUCCAGCUUCCUCAGAUACUGGCCCUAUGGCUCUGAUGGCUGUCAAAUCCAUGGAUUCCAAGGCUUCCUGACAGCCCUGGCCAGCAUUGGCUCCAGCGCUGCCAUUGCCUGGGACAGAUACCAUCACUACUGUACAAGGAGCAGGCUGCAGUGGAGCACAGCUGUCUCCAUGAUGGUGUUUGCAUGGCUGUUUGCUGCCUUCUGGUCCGUGAUGCCCUUACUGGGGUGGGGGAAAUACGACUAUGAGCCGCUCCGAACCUGCUGCACCCUGGACUACAGCAAAGGGGACAGAAACUAUGUCACAUUCCUUUUUGCUCUGUCCACUUUCAAUUUCAUGAUCCCAGGCUUCAUCAUGCUGACAGCCUAUCAGUCCAUACACCAAAAGUUCAGGAAAACUGGGCACUUUAAGUUUAAUACUGGUUUACCACUGAAGACACUGGUCAUUUGCUGGGGUCCCUAUUGCCUCCUGUGUGCCUACGCAGCAGUGGAAAAUGUGACAUUCAUCCCACCAAAAUACCGCAUGAUUCCUGCUCUUAUUGCCAAGACUGUGCCAACGGUGGAUGCCUUCAUAUAUGCCCUGGGAAAUGAGAACUACAGAGGAGGAAUAUGGCAGUUCCUCACAGGACAGAAGAUUGAGAAAGCAGAGGUUGAUAACAAAACUAAAUAACCCAUUAUGGUACUAAACAAAAUUACUGCAGGUACAUCACUGAAAGCAAAAUUCAAGAGAAAACCGAGUGCAUUCUCUGAUAUGUAUGUGCAAAUGUGGUUCCACAUUGGAAAGGCUGUGCACUGGCUACAAACAAUGAAGUAUGGAAAGAAAGCCCUCCAGAUAACUGUCCAAACCAUCAUGAGCUGCUUGUCAAACAAGCUGCCUUAAACCUGUGUCAAUUGUCAUCAGUCUCAUUUUAUAAGUCACUAUGAAUAAACUAUGUGCUGGAAAGCAUUUUUUUCUCCUGAUAAAAGUUAACAUAAAAGCUCAGCAAAUUAACUGCAGCAGGAUAUUCAUUUACCCAGUGAAGCCUCAUCAGAUCAAUCUGUGCAGGUUGUCCAUAUGGUAAUGUCUGGAUUACCAGAAGAUUAAACCAG
Molecule: messenger RNA, 1403 nt
Organism: Lonchura striata (white-rumped munia)
Lineage: Eukaryota; Metazoa; Chordata; Aves; Passeriformes; Estrildidae
Gene: RGR
Product: retinal G protein coupled receptor
Biological process (GO): G protein-coupled receptor signaling pathway; visual perception; phototransduction
Cellular component (GO): membrane
Molecular function (GO): G protein-coupled receptor activity
Source: RefSeq, a predicted model, not a curated record